AGGGUUGGAACGAGUCACUCACCAGUGCAGCAGCUGUAGGCGAGUGAAGCGAAGGCAGGCAGUGUGUGUGUGUGUGUUGUGGUGUUUUGUUGACACUACUGGGGGCAGGCAGACAGGCACUCGUGAAACAUCCCCAAGCACAGUUUGCGAUGAGGUUUGACAAGCAUGUGGUAGUGGGCUGCAACACACAAAUGGAAGCUGGUUUAUAGAUGCAGUUUGUGGUUGAGAAACAGAAUAUUCCGACUCAUGUUGCGAGUGUUGCAGCGAGCUCCUGGGCCAGUGUACAAGUGGGUGUGGUGGUGCAAACACACCCUCCCAGACAUCUUAGCCUCACACAGGUACCGGGCAUUGGUAUUGUCGUCAUUGUUGCUGAUCGGCAUCGUGCUUUUGUCUAUACCCAACGUGCCAGAGAGGUUUCUUGGCAUUCGUUCUCCAGAAAGAAUUCUUGAGUCAUUCAACUUUCAACAGAACACCAGCACUAAUGAGAGUGAAAGGUCAGCACAACCUGUGGAAAACAAGAUACACUUACUCCAAAAAAGACAUAUCCCUCACAAAUUCUGGGCACGGGCUCGUCCCCACAAUAAAUUUGUAAGAAAAAAAGGGCAACAUAACUCACAACAUAAGGUUGGUCCUGCUGUUAAUGGAGUCAGAGCAUUAGGUAAGUCAAUGGACACACAUCACUGAAUCUUAAUAGUGUAUGCAAGUUUAGAGUUGUCCAUUGUAAACAAUGCUGUAUUGUAACUCCAGUACUUACAAACACUCCACUGAAUCUUGAUAGUGUAUAUAGGUUUAAAGUUGUUUCCUCUAAGAAGAAAUGACUUAAAAGUACAGUGCAAUCAAUGCCUGGUUAAAGUGCACAAUAUGUUUUUGAAAACCUGUAUAAUAGCCUGAUGUAUGUUAAUUGGAAACUGACUGUACAGUAUGUUGAAAAGUCAGUGGCUUAUGAGUACAGGACUAUACAACAGUAAUGCAUGUAUCUCUCACCACUGUGUCCAGGCCCAGGAUAGACUUGGGGACUUUUUAAUACCACCUAUCAACUUCUAGCCAUUUGGGCAGUUGGUCUGUCCAGUGAAACAGGAGGCUGGGAAACCUGUGAUGUUUGGUAGGGUCACACUGGAUAACACCCUUCAAAUGUGUGUCCAGGCUUGAACUCUUGACAUAUUGGUGAGAGAUACAUGCAUUACUGCUGUACCACCAGCACAUCGGUGACCCAACCAAGCAUUGCAGGUUUCCUCCUGUAUUAACACUGGACAAUAAAGUUCACUAAAGCAACAAGAAUGGGCCACCCUUCCAAACAGUUUAUAAGCUGAUAAAGGGUGAAAUGAUAAAUUAAAUUAAAUAAAAUUACAUUACUUUAAUAAAACAUUAUGUACGUACCAUAGACAUUUGGUACUGUAUAUGUAAUACAGUAAUGUGAAAAACAAAUUUGCUAUUCACACAAAAAUUAAACAAAUUUUCAGUUA
Molecule: messenger RNA, 1463 nt
Organism: Homarus americanus (American lobster)
Lineage: Eukaryota; Metazoa; Arthropoda; Malacostraca; Decapoda; Nephropidae
Exons: 4
Coding region: 210-449 (79 amino acids)
Source: RefSeq, a predicted model, not a curated record